CAGCGGAUGGUCUGACAGCGUUGAGUAGACGGAGCAGACACGCUGGCUCUGGACUGUACAGUUGACCUAGAAUGGCAAAGAACGGAACAACAGAGAACGGAGUGGCCGACGGGAUUCCAGCUUUGCCUUUUCCUCAGCCUGUCAAAGUCCAGGAGGUCAGACACACGAAGAUUUUUAUCGGCAAUGAAUGGCACACAUCCAGCCGAGGAAGGACCUUUCCGACGUUCAACCCGGCCACAUGUGUCAAGAUUUGUGAUGUUGAGGAAGCAUACAAGGAAGAUGUGGACAAGGCGGUGGAGGCAGCCAAGGCGGCCGGGCAGAGAGGCUCUCUGUGGCGGAGAAUGGACGCAUCCAGCCGCGGGAGGUUGCUGCAUACCCUGGCCGACCUGAUGGAGAGGGACCGGCUCCUGCUGGCGACCCUGGAGACUCUGGACACAGGGAAGCCCUUCCUGCAGUCUUUCUUCAUCGACCUGGAGGGCAGCAUCAAAACCCUUCGUUACUACGCGGGCUGGGCCGACAAGAUCCAUGGCAAGAGUCUGCCUGUAGAUGAAAGUUUUGUGUGUUUAACCAAACACGAGCCCAUUGGCGUAUGUGGAGCCAUCAUUCCAUGGAACUUUCCUCUGCUGAUGUUCAUGUGGAAGAUAGCGCCGGCCCUGAGCUGUGGAAACACUGUGGUCAUCAAGCCUGCAGAGCAAACCCCCCUUACGGCCCUCCACGUUGGAUCACUUAUCAAUGAGGCAGGUUUCCCUCCUGGAGUUGUGAACAUCGUUCCAGGGUUUGGUCUCACGGCUGGAGCAGCCAUUGCCAGCCACAUGGACAUCAACAAGGUGGCCUUCACUGGUUCUACAGAGGUCGGCCAGCUGAUUAAAGAAGCGGCAGCCAAAAGUAACCUGAAAAGAGUUACUCUGGAGCUGGGAGGGAAGAACCCCUGCAUUGUGUUUGCUGACUGUGACUUGCAGCUGGCUGUGGAGGAAACCCAGAAGGGAGCUUUUUAUAACCAGGGUCAGUGCUGCACGGCUGCAUCUCGUGUAUUUGUGGAGAAAAGUAUUUAUGAAGAGUUUGUGCGUCGCAGCAUAGAAAACGCCAAGAGGAUCGUCACAGGAGACCCGUUGGACCCCCAGACAUCACACGGGCCACAGAUCGACCGAAAGCAGUUUGACAAGAUUAUGGAUCUGAUAGAGAGUGGGAAGAAGGAGGGAGCCAGGCUGGAGUAUGGAGGAGCAGCUGUGGGCGAGAAGAGCCUCUUCAUUGAACCCACCAUUUUCUCAGAGGUCAAGGACCACAUGCGCAUCGCCAAGGAAGAGAUAUUUGGUCCCGUGCAGUGUAUAUUCAGCUUUGAGAGCCAGCAGGAGGUCAUAGAGAGAGCAAACAGCUCAAAAUAUGGCCUGGUGUCAGCAGUCUUCACAACGAGCAUGGACAGAGCUAUGUCUGUGUCUGCAGCCCUGGAGACUGGCACUGUCUGGAUAAACUGCUAUAACGCCCUUCAUGCCCAGACUCCCUUUGGAGGGUACAAGAUGUCAGGCAACGGACGAGAGCUUGGAAAGUACGCCCUGGCUGAAUACUCGGAGGUGAAAGCAGUUACCAUAAAACUGAGUAAAACUCUGUGAGAAGAAUCAGGAAAGUCCAUCGCUCUGCACGUCCCAUUCCAUCAGGCCAAAUCACAAUUCUUUACAACCCAUGCCCUCCCUUUGUCUAGAGUUAUGCUUGUGAUGUUGAGAAGGUUAGGCCAACAUCUCAGUUGGUCUAUAAAAUGUAUCAGCGCCCAAAAUGUAAAGUUGUUGUAUGGGGGGGGGGAUGGUAACCCCUGUUUCUGUUUAAAGAUGCUCUCUGGUGUCAGUAACCUCUUCCACUGGCUGCUGUGAGUGCUUUUGGUCUGGCAUUCACAGAAAGCUGACGUUAUCUAUUCCUGCUCUUCAUUGCGUCUAUGUCUAGGGUCCUUGCUCUUUUUACAUCCUUUGUUAUGUUUCCUGAAAAGUGUUUUCCUGACUCUGUGACUCUCUCUUUGAACAAAGAUGGGGUGGCUGUCUCGUCCCCAUAUGCAACCACCUAUUAUCAAGUGAUAAAAAUUCCAUUUGACAACAAAUGAACCAUCUCCAUGAUAACACGGAAGAAACUUCACCAAUGAAGCCAAUGAGAUGGAGACCCACGGCUCACCUUCAGUGUCCCAGAAAAAGUAGUGUAAGGAAAUGAGAGGAUGUCUCUGGGGUUGUUUUCUGUCUUGUCCAUCAACCCAUGACAGUUCAGAAUACUCCAGUGGUUAUAAUGAUACAAAUUUGCAUGUCUAGUCUGGUCCUUAAAGAAAAUGAUAUGCAGAUUAUAUGACAAAUAUAAAUGCACAAAAUAUAGCGACAAAUUAGUAUGACAGAAUUUUAGGGGUAAUAUAACACAGGUUUCUUCCGGUCACGUUAGGGUCAAUUGCUGAGCUAAAGUAAGCCAAAGGUGAAAGCCUGGGACUCUACAGAACAGCAGGUCACACUCUGUCUCACCUCUCUGCCUGCUCGAGUCGACUGACUGACGCAGCUGUCUUGAAAAAGAUGCUCUCUGUGAUCCAUCUCCAACCUAUAUAACCCAGGGUCAAGACUGGGUUAUGAGUUGUAUGUGGCUUGAAUGCCACAUAAUGUGACUUAGGUUAACUUAGGUAAGCAUAGUGUCUUGUUUUGAAUCAAUAUCCCAUGGAAUCUCACACAUUAACCUUAUUAGGACACUUGAUGAAUCUCUGUAGGCCUAGGAGGGGGAAAUAUCCCCAGAUAUGAAGUGUCCUUCAGAUUAGGUUGUGGUACUGCAUUGUAUUCUCACUCUGUAUCGCUUUUGCCAGUCUCCCUGGACAGGCUUCAAUAAACAAUGCUUUGUAAGACAUCCUGAGAUUUCCUGAGACCUCCUAAGAAUUUCCAAAACAAUCAGCAAAGAUAGGGUUUUACAUUUGAAUUCCACCAGUUGUGUGCGUUCGUCAGUCUCCCUACAUGGGACAAUGUGGGAUGGUCAGAAAGGAAAACUGUUUUUUUAUCGUUGAGUAGCUGAUGUAUGCAGAUACUUUUUGUUUCUAACCUGUUGUGAUCUAAUAUGAAUGUUCUCUCUCCUGAGGAGAAUGUACCUUCCCUUUCAAAUGUUGGAAGGAACUCCAUUUCCUGUCCCAGAUAAGGUAACAUUUACCUUGCCAGUAACAUGUUAGUACUGUAACAGCAGCGAUGUUAUUAUUACACAGAUAGUUGUGUGUUUAUUAUCACACAUGGGAAACAAGUCUGUCUCUGCAUUUUUCUCACAUUAGUUUUGUAUUUAAAUAGAAAUUAUGAAUAAAGAAAAUCGAAUACA
Messenger RNA from Micropterus dolomieu (smallmouth bass), 3309 nucleotides. It is a transcript of the gene aldh1a3, whose product is annotated as aldehyde dehydrogenase 1 family, member A3. Gene Ontology annotation, molecular function: aldehyde dehydrogenase (NAD+) activity. NCBI's taxonomy places the organism in Eukaryota, Metazoa, Chordata, Actinopteri, Centrarchiformes, Centrarchidae. The transcript is spliced from 13 exons. The coding region runs from base 72 to 1607 and encodes 511 amino acids. The record is from RefSeq and is a predicted model, not a curated record.